Molecule: messenger RNA, 1751 nt
Organism: Periconia digitata
Lineage: Eukaryota; Fungi; Ascomycota; Dothideomycetes; Pleosporales; Periconiaceae
Source: the annotation of a GenBank genome assembly
CCAAACGACUUGCACUUGAGUGACGGAUUGACUGAUUUGACUGCACUUUGACCCUUCUGCUGCCCCCCUCCCUCUCCCUCUCUGUCUCCCCCCAAAGUUCAGUUGGCCAAUCAGAGCGACAUGGUCCAUGCGCCGCUUCGCAGCCCAGCCGUCCAGGGUCUCCAGUCUGGAGCGGUUUGUAGCAAUGAUCGUCCUUAUACUGACACCAUCUGCUUUGCCGUGUACAUCACCUACCUGCACGGAACACGUUCUUUUUGUUUUCUUUCUCUGCCUCUUGUGGUGAUGACCGCAACGUCUACAUACGACCAUCUUGCUGCUGCAAUGCAAUGCAAACAUAUGCCACGUUACGCCGGCUGGCUGCCAGGCCUGUAACGGGAAGCCUGUUCCCUAUCGAUAAAAAAGACAUUCCCUCCUUGGACUCGCGCAGCACGAGGGACAAUGCAAAACGCCAACGAGUGCGUAUGAUACUGUACGACCUCCUCCUCAUGGUACGGGUGCGUUGACCUGAAACGCUACGAGCUCGCGGCGCCAGAGGAGAGGGGAGAGGACACGUCCACUUGGAUUGAUUAACCAUGGCGUGCCAGGAGAGGCAGGAUUCGCCCGUCUUCCCUGCUGAUAUCACGACAAUCUUUUCGCCUGGGACUUUCUCGUAUAGUGCUCGUGCUAUCAAUAUUUGCUCUCACACUCAUUCAUCACCACCAUCGACUAUUGCGCCUGUAAAUAGUAUCCCUCGUACCUGGCUAUAUCGUCGGUCCACCCGCUACUCAUGUGCAGAUCGCACCAUGAUUCAUUCACGCUGGACCCCCAUUCACUAGGUAGACUCGACUGACUACCGUACUCCAUAUGCCGACUACGCGUGCGCCAUCUCUUUGGGUCGAGACUAGCUCCAACUCCAUUUCCACCGCAUGUGUCCAUCCUCGUCCCCAACAGCAGACAAAAUUCACCUGCCUCGAGCCACUCGACCUUCAUCCAGCUAGCCGUGUACCUGCAUCUGCCCUCUAUGGCCUUUUUUGCGUCAUGGAUGUACCGUAUUGCUACUAUAACUCACCGUACAGCACCACACCUCCCGCCCGCUGCCUCGCAUCCCCUCCGUCCCCUCCGACGACCGAGAUUAAGCCCAACAUCAACCGUCCUGUCAAAUCGCUCCACCGCAGCUUGAGACACGACGAAUUCUCAAGUCGUUUGUGGUGCAACACCCAGGAGUAACACCUUUCAUCUCUGGAAAAUACGCCGGAAACGAACCCGCUUAUUUUCCGCUUUCCAAUUCGGUGGGUCGCGCUCCCUGAAACCGAUGCGGAUGGGCCUUCCAGUAUGCGUCACGGGUCCUGUGUUUCAUCAGACCUGAGCCCUACCUCAGCUUCUCCGGGGUCUGGCCCUGCACCAUGAUGACGCCGCUCCGAUACAACACCGACCACCUUGCUCUCCACAGUCCACCAUUCAUCCAUUCAUCCACCCAUCAAUCCAACAUUCUAAUGCGCUCGAGCGGAGCAAGAAUAAAGGCCUUCUAACACCUCCUGCAACGCCCGCCACGCACCGUGCUCUGGUUUGCUAACCAUUUGCCCAAGCCACAACGCUGAUUGCUCAUUUACCCUUUCCGAACCAACGGAGCAUUGCCCGGACUCUUGUACCACCGUCAGCUUGCAUCUCCGUUGCGAACGCCCUCUCAUAUUACUAUUUCUGACAGUCCAUCCAUCAUGCCUCUGAUUGCCAAUGCUGCACGUGUAGAUUGUAGACUGGAUGUGAUCGCGCUG